AUGUCAUCCGUGAAUAUUCCAAUAAAUUCUUAUGUUUUACCACCACUUAUUACAUCUAAUAAUAUCAAUAAUAUUGAAACUUCUUCAAUUGAUUCAACUAAUUCCGAAGUCCAAUUAUCAGAAAAUCAAAUCCAAGAAUAUCAAGAAAUUCUUAACCUUUUAGCUGAUGAAAAUGUUAUAGCCUAUGGCUACAUUUUGAAGGAGACGAUUCGUUUGACAGAAGAUUUGGUCGGUCGUCAUAUUACGAAUGAAAUUGUGACGGAUUUCGUUUCUAAAGCCGCCAUUCACCUUGCAAAUCGACAAUGGGUUCAUUAUGGAAAUUCGACUGCUCGACUCGAACUUCACCUUCGUGCCAUGUCUUCAGUAUUACACAUAUUCUCACAAUUGGUUGCGGAUGAAUCCGGUGCAGCGAUUGAAGCAAACAUCCGAGAAUCCCUUUAUAAAUCCGUCUCAAAAUUUUGGUCCACUUAUCGAAUUUCAAAGGUUAUAAACGCAAAUAUCACGUUCUCCCUCCGUGAAAUACGAACGUGUUUAAGAAAGAUUAAGGAUGACCAAUCAAGCGUUAAUAAUUUCCUUGGCACGACUAGUAAUAUAUUUGAUGUCAUUCUUAAUGUCAUAAAUAAAGAAUAUUGGGCUGCUUUUGGUUCCUUUGUUAAAGUUUUGAAUUUUGAAUAUGCCGCCGGAGAGUGGUAUUAUAAUUGGCAAAUGACACGCGCUGACUUUUUCAAAAUACGUCGGGAAUAUUUGGAAUGUGAUCUUGAAUCAGAAAAAUCAGAAAGGAUCACUCUAUAUUAUAAACAUUUAUAUGGGUUAUCAACUGAAGAAUUUAAAACGGUAAAAAGGAAAAAUACAAAAUUUCGAAAUUUUGAAUAUAAAAUGCUUAAAUCCGGAGGGAGUAUGACGGGGUGCUCGUUACCUGAUCAUGUUGAUACCCUUUUGAUCGGGUAUUUGGAUUUGAUUCAACGAAUGCUCACAGAGUUCUUUCUUCAUAUGAAGAUUCAUAUUCAAGAAAUUAUUGGAUUUUGUAAUGAAAUAUAUGAAUCUGACGUUAAAAAACAAUUGACCUUUAAGGCCGUAGAAGUUUUAUAUGUUACAAGGAAAAUCAGUAAAGAGGAAGGAGUCAAGAAUACGAUUAAAGUGGAUUUCAAACAUUUCAAAUCUCGACGUUCCACCCUUGACUCUCUUAAUUCUAAUUCUACGAAAUCUCCACGUUCUUUAUCAUCCAUUUCUUUGUUUUCUCUUUCAUUACGUAAACCUCAUAACAUCCCUUUCUCAUUUACGAAAACCUCUUCGAAUCCCACAACAUUAUCUUCUUAUUCUGAUUUUAAUCGAGAAUCUAUUCUACAAAUCACACCUCCCGCCACUCCAGAUUCAGAACACACAUCAUUCUCAUCUCAUGAUGAACGAAAACCAAAAAGUAGAUUUAAUAGUGUUCGCAAUACUAUCAUUUUAAAUGCAAAAUUUCGUGAAAUUUCGACUAGAGUAUCAACGAAUUUCCAACAAAUUCGUAGACGACAAACAGUUAGUUUACGUAACCGUAUCGUUGAUAACGUAACUAAAUUAAUGAAAGAAAGAAUUACUAUUAUCAAGGCGGUUCAAGAAAUUAAAGAGAUUAACAAAAAGAUUAAAGAAAAGCAUGAACAUAAUAAAUCAUUACAAGGUGAUACAUUUGAUAAAGAUGAGCUUUUAAAUGAGUUUAAAAGAAUCCUUGAAGAACGAGAGAAAGAUUCAAAUUUGAAUAUUUUACAAAAGUCUUCAAAGGCCGGAAGAAGUAGUAAUUCUAGUCGGGAAUCCUUAAUAAGUGUGAAAACAAGAUAUCCUACAGUGAUAACUGAGAUUCCUAAAUACAUUACAAUUCACAAUACAUAUUAUGUUAAUAAUGACAACAGGACAAAUAUUGAAGAUAAUAGAAUUUUUAAGACCCCUCAACUACAAGAUAAAUCCGAAAAAAGGAUUGAAAACGAUAAAAAUAAUAACAAGGUGGAUACCUCUUGUCUACAAAACCUACAAAACGAUAACAUAUCACCCGAAGAAAAGAAGGAAAUUGAGAAAGAUGAGAAUUCAAGUAUAAAAAUAAUCAAUGAUGAAGUCGACAACGAUCUACCAGAAGUUGAAGAAGUACUUAGAUAUCAGAAUGAUUUAGAUAAUGAGAUCACUUUAACUUCAUCUAAUCAUAUCGCAAACGAAGAAAACGAACCUGUUGAAAUAAUAAAUCGAAUCAUUAAUUAUCAACGAUAUGAUGAAGAGAAUCAUCACAUUACAUUAAAUGAAGGCGUUGAAUGUUGUUAUAUGCAACAUAUGGAUGGAGCCGAACUCGAAGAAAUCUUAAGUCAUCAAAAAUAUCUGGAAGAUGAUCAUAUUUUAUACAAUGAACAAUUAUCGGAUAAUGCGGUUGUGAAUGGAGAUGUACAGGAUUUAAUAUUGCCAACUGAAACUCUUAAAGAUAAUGAAACAUUGAAAGAAGAUUUAUAUCUAGAUAAUUUUGAAUUUCCGAUUACAGAUCUACCAAUAAUAAUUACAACAUCUGAGGAACAAAUAAUUAAUGAUCCAUGUUAUGAUCAAUCACCACCUCCUUAUGAAGAACUAUCAUCAUCAAAGUCAAAAAUAGUUAACUUUGAUGAGUUCAAGAAAUUUUUAUUAAAUCAUAAACAAGUAGAAUCAUCAAAUCCGUUAUGGAAUAUGGAUAAUCUUAAAGAGUUUGAAGAUAUGUAUUCAAAAACAUUUGAUGAUUCUAAUGUACAAGUCCAAUAUCUUAACUUUGUUAAUCAUGUACAAUAUGAUCAAAUUAAAAGUCAUGGCAUAUCUUAUGAUCCACCUCCUCCUUAUGAAGAACUAUCAUCCUCAAAGUCAAAAUUCGUGAACUUUGAAGUGUUCAAGACAUUUUUAUUAAAUCAUCAUCAAGUCGAUCAAUCUAACCCAUUAUGGAAUAUAGACAAUGUUAAAGAUUUCGAAGAGAUGUAUUCAAAAACAUUUAAUAAUUCCAAUACGAAAGAUCAAUAUAUUACAUUUAUCAAUAAUGUACAACAAAAUAUAGUAAUUAAUAUCAUUAAGCAACAAAACCCUACCGAAAAUGAAUCUUCAUUUUUUAAAAUGUUUAAAAAUAUUAUUUUGGAGGUUGAAAAUCUUAUGGUAAACUUCUCAGAAGGUCAUAAAGCCGCGAAAAGAAAAUCUUUGACCAAUUUAAAUGAACAAAAUUUACAAAAUUAA
This is a messenger RNA of Funneliformis geosporum, 3207 nucleotides long. NCBI's taxonomy places the organism in Eukaryota, Fungi, Glomeromycota, Glomeromycetes, Glomerales, Glomeraceae. The record is from the annotation of a GenBank genome assembly.